AGCAUCUUCGAGGUGCAUCGCUGGCCUUGACCAGACGCUAUGGAAGACAGAGCACUGAUCAGUCGGUCAUCAGCCUUUAGGUUUCGUUAUAAAAGCCUCCACUUGUAGUUUAGUUGCCAAACACUUGUAGACACAUUGGUAAGAUGGUGCACAAAUUAUCGAUAAUUGUUGCCUUUGUGGCAAUUUUUUUCCUCUCCUGCUCAGCAGUUCCCAUCGAUGAAAAACAGCAGGAAAUACAAUUGCAACCCCAAGCGAUUCCUGCUGAAAAACGUCUAGACACACCUGAAACUCAACCUAUUGACAAAAACGAAUCAGAUUUGGGGCCCCCAGCUGAAGAAAAAUCCGAUUUAGAUACGGCAAAUACCUUUUGGGGAUGGGGUGGUGGUUAUUAUAGACGGCCGUCUUAUUGGGGCGGUUAUGGUGGCUACGGGGGAGGGUGGCGGCGUGGGUAUGGAUGGGGCGGUUAUGGAAGAGGGUUUGGGGGAUGGGGAGGAUACGGAGGAGGUUGGGGGUGGGGUGGAAACAGGUAUUACUGGGGUUAGUUAGGUAAAUUGUCCAGUAUAAUUAAUUUUAAGUAACUUUGUGUAUGAUUGCGUGACAUUUUGUAAUAAAUUUUUUAAAAUAA
Messenger RNA from Tribolium madens (black flour beetle), 625 nucleotides. RefSeq names its product ATP-dependent RNA helicase A-like. The record is from RefSeq and is a predicted model, not a curated record. The coding region runs from base 144 to 542 and encodes 132 amino acids. Lineage: Eukaryota; Metazoa; Arthropoda; Insecta; Coleoptera; Tenebrionidae. The transcript is spliced from 2 exons.